AUGUUAGGUGAUCUUCAGUUAACUAUUAUAAGCCCAGCUACGAAGGAUGAAGAAAUCUUCAGAUGGAUUCCCUGCAAGCCAGGGGAGAUCAGAGAAGAGAACUCAGAGAUCGUGGAUAUAAUCAGCUGGAUUACCUCUGACGUGAAGGAACUGUCGGAAAACCCAUUACUUAUCGAAAUGCUUAAGCAAACUGAUAGAAGUUCAUUCACAGAUGUUUCAAAUCUGUGUGGGGUUUAUAAUAAAGCUAUCACUGAUGUUUGGCAUAUGUGGACCGAAGGGGGUGUUGUCCCUGAUUUCUACAACAGAAAGGCUUCUCGUGACCAUAUUCAGUUUAUACUGUUGCAAUGCUACAAUCGGGCUGUUUCAGAUCCAGAAAAGCUCAAUCAGUAUCCGCCCUUUUCACCUCAGGUGUAUGGAGAGACGUCAUUUGAACUCAUAUCCCAAAUGAUUGAUGCUAUUUCAGUUGCAAGUGAUGAUAUAUUUAUCGAUCUUGGGAGUGGUGUUGGUCAGGUUGUCUUACAAGUCUCUGCAUCUACUGACGCUAAGUUUUGCUAUGGCAUUGAAAAGGCAGAGUAUCCGGCUUACUGUGCCUCAAGACUUGAUUCAGCAUUUCGACAUUGGAUGGGUUUCUAUGGCAAAUCCUAUCGACCUUACAAACUAGAACGGGGAGACUUUUUGUCAUCAGAAUACCAAGAACAAAUAACAAAUGCUAGUGUCCUAUUUGCAAAUAACUUCGCAUUUGGCCCAGAGGUUGACCAUCAGUUAAAACAGAGGUUUGCCAAUCUUAAAGAAGGAGCUCGAAUAAUUUCUUCGAAGGCCUUCUGCCCACUGAAUUUCCGAAUCACAGAUAGAAAUCUUGGAGAUAUUGGUUCGAUCAUGCGCGUGAGUUGUCUCAACCCGAUUCAGGAUGCUGUUUCAUGGACUGAUAAGCCAUUUAGCUAUUAUGUCCAUACUAUUGAUCGUUCUCUGUUGGAACAGUACUUUGCUCGUCUGAAAAAUCCAAAAUCCAAAGACGAGAAUAACAUUGUUCGCCGUGACCGCAAAGGCCGUAUUAUCUCCGAAAUCGUCUCCAGAGAAAGUUCAAACUCGUCCACAACUAAUAAUCAAAACAAUAGCAAUAGCAAUACUAACCAUAAAUCAAAAAGACCAACAGCUCUCACUAAACAUCACUCAAAUUCUUUCCGCUCCUUACCAAAACGAUCAGCAUCUUUGCCUGACGUAACAAAGUCGAAGACAAAUAUAAUAACUAACAACGUCGGUAGGAGAAAGUCAAGUUUGCAGAAUUGUUUGUCAACAAAGGAAACGAAUGGUCAUAGAAUUGUUAAUGGAUCCAUUGUUAUGCAUAGGAUGAGAUCACGCUCUAGACGACGACGUAAUUCACAGAGAUGGCAGUCAGAACUUAAACGGUCGUUUGCUAACAGUGAGGACAAUAAGAUAUCUUGUGGUGAUAAUAUACUGUCUACUAAUAAUGGCAGUAACACAGUUUUAGUGGAAUCUUGUGUUGACGAACAGUUAGCAUCAUUAUCCAUAAAAGGGUCAGGAAUAUGUGGGGACGAUGAAGCAGAAAAACAGUUUCCAACAGCUGUUAGAAAUCUGUUAAAUAGUAGUCCUUGUGGAAAUGAUUUGUUAUCAAAAACUGAUGUCAUCAAACAGAGUGUUCAUCGAAGAGGAAAAACAAUAACAAAUACUAAACUAGAUUUCAAUUAUCCAGUUAUUGAUGAUUGUCUUAGUGUAAAUUCCUCUUCUUCCCAUGAUCUCCGUGAUAGUCGAAACUCUUCGUCAUCACCGUAUGUUUCUUCAUUAUCAUCGGCUAAUAGAUCCCCAAAUUCACAAAUGGAUGAAAUUCCUCCUGCUCUAAACAGUACAACAAAUCAUUCCGAGUCUACAUUGAGAUCAGUUCAGUCGCAUAACUUGUCCAUGGUCUCAGAAGAUGAGUUGAACAAGAAUAAAUCUGAUCAGCCUCCCCAUAUUCGUAUCAAAUUCAGGAUAUCAAACUCAACUGGUAAUCAGGACCAUCCACUUAAUGUUGAGAUCAAAUCUUCCCCUCCUGAUGAUAAACGCAAUACUAGUCAAUCACAUAGUCCUAAGAAUACCAAUGACAACGAUAAACUUGAUAAUAUUGAUAAAGAUCAUUCAACGAGUGUGGCUAAUCGUCGUAUAAUGCGUAAAUGUCGGCAGUUGUUAAGUCAUGACUUAUCACAUGUUACGAAUUCUAAAAGUUCAAAUAAUCGAACAAUAGUUUUACGGAAACGGAUACAAAAAUGCCUACUGAAUAGUAACAAUACUGGAAGCACUGAUAAAUCUACAUCACCUCAAUCCAACUCUCCGUCUUCAUGUAAACUGAAUCGUCACAAUAAUAAUCGCAGUAAUAAAUUAAAACACGCUCAUGUGCAUUCUCGUAGUGAUUUACGCAACAAUCUGGAUAUUUUACAUAACCAUACUGUAACCAAUGUACAUUCCAAACCGACACCCACUAAAUAUGGAAUGAAUGAUAAAAGGUUUUCAGCUUACGCAUUUCAUUAUCAACCCGUGGAUGUUUAUACAGAAGGUGAUAAAAACUAUCUUAAGGAUUCUUCUGUUUCCGACAUACAUAUUGGAUAUAAUAAAGCACCGGUGCCGUUAGCACUAACACAAUAUCUAGAGUUAACCAAACAAGCUUUUAUGGAUCAUUUUGCCAUGCUUCAGUCACCAGCUUAUGCUUCAACUAUAAAAUCAGAACUUGAACGUGAACGUAAUCGACAGACAGAAUUGUUAAAACACACAAAAGCUUUAGAACAGUCCAUAGCAAAGUUACAUGCAGAUGGGACAGAGUUGUUGAAUCGUUUCACAAAACGCCUUGGCAUAUUAAUAACUACACCGGCUGCCUUUUUCGCACAAGCUCGAAGGUUAAUCAAACAUCAUCAUGCUUUGGAGGAGAAAAUUUCAGAGUUUCGGAAACAGAUAUCUCAUCUUUCUGCUGCGAAUCAAGAAUUAGUAAAACGUCAUCAAAUAGAGGCUGCACGUCUGUUGGCAGCGGCAACAAUGAAUAAAUCUGACAAUGCUUCACAACACCAUCAACAUCAGCAAUAUUCAUCAAACCAGUCGGCGUAUGUGAGUGAUGUUAAAACAACUCAGGCACGAAGAAAUGGAUUUUGUCAUGAUCCUACAAAUAUUCCUCCAUCUACUGUUACUCGUUCUGGAUUAGUGAAUGGAUUGAAUUCUACGCUAUUGAGUUCAGCAUUGAUGAUACCACCACCACCGUCAUUGACUAAAGUGUCAAACAACACUGCAGACAGUAGUAACUACCAUUAUCCACCAAUUGUCCCCUCAGAUAGAUUGGUAUUUUCUCAUGAAACACCUCAGCAUUCAUUGGGUUCUUUACCGUCUUCGAAUUUAAAGUAUACAACGUCAGUUGCUUCACCCAUAUUCUUGCAUAAUAAUAGUAGUAGUAAUACUGCACCAAUUUUACUGAAAACUCUCAACACAACUAGUCCUAGUACUACUGCUAAUGUUACUUUUCAUGUGGCUGAUUGUGAUAGUAGGAAUAUUAAUAUUAGUAGCAACAAUAAUAAUCAUAGGACUAUUCAACAGGGGAAUAUACCUCCACCCCCGCCUUUACUCCCUAUGCACAUUCAUUCUGAUUCUCCGUAUACUACUAGUACUACUACUACUACUACCACUUCUGCUGUAUGGUCUUCCUCCCCUUCUUAUCAUAAUAGGCAUUAUUUUAUGGAUAAUAACGAUAUUAGUAAUGAUAUCCCAUCUUUACUCCCUGAGAUUAAUCGUUCCUUCAUCACAUCUAGAACAGAUUAUGAAGCGUCAAACAGUCAAGCUAGUCGGCAUCAUCAUUAUAACAAAUCAAUGCAUGCCUCUGUACAAGAUUUAAUCCUCGAUGAGUUUUCUCGUCAGACACCUGCCAUUUCAAUAAACAACUCAGUCAGCACAAUUAAUGCUAAUAAUAAGAGUAUUUGCAGCAAUUCAUCAGACAGUGUUUGUGACUACCUCCAAGAACAACGUUAUCCUGAUUCUCCUAUCCAACGCCAUCGUCAUCAUCACCAUAAUCAUGAUCGUCAUAGUAAUAACCAUCAUCACCAUAAAGGAGUUCAACCUAAUUCUAUCGAUUACAGUCAUCAGUUUAAUUUACCACCACGUAAACGACACUGGGAUUCACAUAAUUCCAUCGUGACAACUAGUAUUAAUAAUGUUAACUUCGAUGAAAACUGUAUAUCGUCAAAAUUACCUCGGAAUCAUUCUUUUAUAUCAUCAUCAUCAUCAUCAUCAUCAACAACAACACAACAUCAUAAUAAAAACACCUCAUGGUCACAAAAUCUUAGUCCACCGACACUAUCUCCGGUAUCCUUAGAUGAUGUUCCUAGUACAACAGAUUUUUCACUCCAGUUUGA
This is a messenger RNA of Heterobilharzia americana, 4382 nucleotides long. NCBI's taxonomy places the organism in Eukaryota, Metazoa, Platyhelminthes, Trematoda, Strigeidida, Schistosomatidae. The record is from the annotation of a GenBank genome assembly.